AUGCUGAUCCAUGUAUUAAAAUGGUUGCAGGAAAGGCCUGCAUUUCUCUCAGAGAGGCUUCUGUAAAUUUUCUGCCUUGGGUGAAUUUUUGUGUUAUAAAUAUAGACAGUGAUGCUCAUGCCCAUGAAUGAGCUCGCAAGCUUCCGACUCCACUUUGGAGCCAUUGGAUUAUUGGGGCCGGACAGUUUGGAUGUAGCAGUUUUGCUGUCUCUGGCUAGCUUGAGAAACACCAACAGCAGGACCAUCUCAGAUCUUUGUUAUGGCAACUCAGGCAAGAAGCUGUUGAAUUAGACCCAUUUCCUGUAGAUGAGAAACCAUACAAGCAGUGGUGGGGGGCUGGAUGUUAUUAUUUCCCACAUGCCCAGUUCAGCAGUACAGAACGAAAACUGCCCUGCAUGGUAACAUUUUUGUAUUUAUGAGCCUCCAUUUAUUGUACUACUGCAGUGAACCAACCUUGGAUGUGAAAAUUGCCUUUUGUCAGGUGUGUGUUCCUUACAGGUAAAACAAGGGAUUCGAUAAACAAGUGGAUGUGUCAUAUAUUGCCAAACAUUACAACAUGAGCAAAAGCAAAGUUGACAACCAGUUCUACAGCGUGGAAGUGGGAGACUCAACCUUCACAGUUCUCAAGCGCUACCAGAAUCUAAAGCCUAUUGGCUCUGGGGCUCAGGGAAUAGUUUGUGCUGCGUAUGAUGCUGCUCUUGACAGAAAUGUGGCCAUUAAGAAGCUCAGCAGACCCUUUCAGAACCAAACGCAUGCCAAGAGAGCUUACCGGGAGCUGGUCCUCAUGAAGUGUGUGAACCAUAAAAACAUUAUUAGUUUAUUAAAUGUCUUCACACCCCAGAAAACGCUGGAGGAGUUCCAAGAUGUUUACUUAGUAAUGGAACUGAUGGAUGCCAACUUGUGUCAGGUGAUUCAGAUGGAGUUAGACCACGAGCGAAUGUCUUACCUGCUAUACCAAAUGUUGUGUGGCAUCAAGCACCUUCACUCUGCUGGAAUUAUUCACAGGGACUUGAAACCAAGUAACAUUGUAGUCAAGUCUGAUUGUACAUUGAAAAUCCUAGACUUUGGACUGGCCAGGACAGCAGGCACAAGCUUUAUGAUGACUCCUUAUGUGGUGACACGUUAUUACAGGGCCCCCGAGGUUAUUCUGGGAAUGGGCUACAAGGAGAACGUGGAUAUAUGGUCUGUGGGAUGCAUUAUGGGAGAAAUGGUUCGCCACAAAAUCCUCUUUCCAGGAAGGGACUAUAUUGACCAGUGGAACAAGGUAAUUGAGCAACUAGGAACACCAUGCCCAGAAUUCAUGAAGAAAUUGCAACCCACAGUAAGAAACUAUGUGGAGAAUCGGCCCAAGUAUGCAGGACUCACCUUCCCCAAGCUCUUUCCAGAUUCCCUCUUCCCAGCGGACUCUGAGCACAAUAAACUCAAAGCCAGCCAAGCCAGGGACUUGUUGUCAAAGAUGCUAGUGAUUGACCCAGCAAAAAGGAUAUCAGUGGACGACGCCUUACAGCAUCCGUACAUCAAUGUGUGGUAUGAUCCUGCUGAAGUGGAGGCGCCCCCACCCCAGAUAUACGACAAACAGCUGGAUGAAAGAGAACACACCAUUGAAGAAUGGAAAGAACUUAUUUACAAGGAAGUCAUGAAUUCAGAAGAAAAGACUAAGAAUGGUGUUGUGAAAGGACAGCCUUCUCCUUCAGGUGCAGCAGUGAACACCAGUGAGAGUCUCCCUCCAUCCUCGUCUGUCAACGAUAUCUCCUCCAUGUCCACCGACCAGACCCUGGCAUCUGACACUGACAGCAGCCUGGAAGCCUCGGCAGGACCCCUGGGUUGUUGCAGGUGACUAGCCGCCUGCCUGCGAAACCCAGCGUUCUUCAGGAGAUGAUGUGAUGGAACACACACACGCAGACACUCACGCACACACACAAACACAGACAUGCAAUGACAAGAAAACAGCAAGGGAGAGAAUCCAAGCCUAAAAUUGAAACAAAUCUUUCAGCCUGCUUCUUCUCCAGAGUUCUGUAUUGCAGCUAAGCCAAAUGUAUAUUUAACUUCUAGUUGCUCUUGCUUUGGUCUUCUUCUAACGAUGCUUACUACAGAAAGCAAAUCAAACACAAUUAGAGAAGCCUUUUCCAUAAAGUGUAAUUUUAAUGGCUGCAGAACCAGCGACCUGUAACUGCCCUUUCAAAUGGCAUGACAAGGUGUGCAGUGGUCCCAUCCAGCAUGUGUGUGUCUCUAUCUUGCAUCUACCUGCUCCUUUUGGCCUAGUCAGAUGGAUGUAGAUACAGAUCCGCAUGUGUCUGUAUUCAUACAGCAUACUUACUUAGAGAUGCUACUGUCCGUGUCCUCAGGGCUCUACCAAGACAUCAUGCACUGGGGUACCACAUGGUCCAUUUCAUGUGAUCUAUUACUCUGACAUAAACCCAUCUGUAAUAUAUUGCCAGUAUAUAAGCUAUUUAGUUUGUUAAUUGAUUAAGCUGUAUGUCUUACAAGAAAACAUGUAAAGGGGGGAACAUGGGGGGAGUGAGCUCUCUUGGACCCUUG
Molecule: messenger RNA, 2538 nt
Organism: Lagenorhynchus albirostris (white-beaked dolphin)
Lineage: Eukaryota; Metazoa; Chordata; Mammalia; Artiodactyla; Delphinidae
Gene: MAPK10
Product: mitogen-activated protein kinase 10
Exons: 15
Coding region: 557-1837 (426 amino acids)
Biological process (GO): JNK cascade; protein phosphorylation
Cellular component (GO): nucleus; cytoplasm
Molecular function (GO): JUN kinase activity; ATP binding
Source: RefSeq, a predicted model, not a curated record